Fusarium redolens is the source of this 1029-nucleotide messenger RNA. RefSeq lists its product as uncharacterized. Gene Ontology annotation, cellular component: membrane. The record is from RefSeq and is a predicted model, not a curated record. Bases 154 to 888 code for a protein of 244 amino acids. The transcript has a single exon. NCBI's taxonomy places the organism in Eukaryota, Fungi, Ascomycota, Sordariomycetes, Hypocreales, Nectriaceae.
CGAUCAUGCAUUUAUUCCUUCGACUGCAAAAAUACUUUCGCCCUUGAUUUGUAAGCUGUGUUAGUCUUAUACUGGUCCUUCUCUUGAAUUUCCUGUAUUCAGAAGUACCUCUCAUAACACCAAAAGCCACACAAGAUUCGAGAUCCGCCAAUAAUGGAGGGCAGGAAGAUUGUGAUUUCAGGUGCAGGCCGUGGCCUUGGUCGUGCUUUGGCCAUUGUCGCUGCUUCUCAGGGGGCUACUCCAAUAUUGCUGGGAAGAUCUCAUAGCGCAUUGCAAGAAGUCAGUGAGACAAUCAAGAGCGAUAACGGUGCAACGGCAUACCCUAUUAUAUGCGAUCUUUCAAAUCCUACCUCCAUGGCUCAAGCAACGAAGGAGAUAGCCGAAUCGCAUCCUGAUAUCGAUAUCUUGGUCAACAAUGGUGCUCACUUCACUGAAGGCAGCUUCGACAAGCAAACCGAUGAUCAGAUCGCAUCAAUCGUCGGCUCAGCAGUCACUGGCACCAUGAUCUUGACACGACAGCUUCUGCCGUUACUGAAACAACGACCACGUGCAGACAUUCAUAACAUUGUAUCAAUGUCUGGUCUUCAGUAUGCAAGACUCACUGGUGCUUCACUUCCUUUCAGAGCGGCAAAGGCUGCUCAGGAUGGUUUCACUCAGGGAUUAGUGGAGGAGCUGAAAGGUACAUCUGUACGCGUCACUUCAGUUUACCCUGGGUUGAUUGAAGAUUUAUCCCCUGCCAGUGCCGAAUGGGAGAAGCAGCGUGGUCCUGAUGAAGGCAUGACGAAUAAGAACGUCGUUGACACGAUCAUCUACGCACUAUCGGCUCCCCCGAACGUGUCAUUACGCUCUAUCGUUAUCGAGCGAACUCACUCAGACUUCCUGAUUUGAUUGGUCGAGAGUACAGAUAUCCAGAAGAAACGAGUCUAAUAGCUUCAGAGGGAUGUACGACAGGGAGAAAACUUAUAGUUGUGGAUGUGAUUUGUUCAGGAUCAUGUUAUUGCGAUAGAGGUCACUAGCAAUGGAUUUACC